AUGGUGCUAACAAACUUCCUGCCAAGCCGCACCAAAAAUAAUGCCGCUCCCCGACCGCCCGACGCGCCCGGCCUCGGCUGUCCCAACGACUGCAGCCACCACGGACGAUGCGACCCGACUACGGGCCUCUGCCAGUGCGAUGCGUCCUACCGACUCAAUCCAGACUGCUCCGUCGGUGUUUUCGAUCUGAAGCCCAACACGACCGUUUCGGGCACGCUCGACACCAAUCUUGUCUACUACAAACUCAACAACACCGAGGCCCGCAUCCGUAUCCACGUUGACGUCUCCCUCUCCAACAUUUCCUAUACCGUGCUCGUCGGAUACAACACCCUUCCCACCAUCAACCGGUACCUCACGGGAUGCCUCUCCCUCUCCCUCACGCCCUGCUCGCUGUCCAUCGACUACCCCGUCACCGGCGACUACUACAUCGGCAUUUACUCCGCACCCUCGCUCAACUACAACCUUUCGGCCACGUGCGGCCCCUUCUGUCUAAACUCCUGCUCCAACAACGGCGUCUGCCAGCAAAACUCCACUUGCUCCUGCCUCCCUUACUACAGCGGCACCGACUGCAGACAAUACGUGAGACCGCUCAACGCCUCUUCGCUCCUAAACGAAUGCAUGUGGCCCGCCACUAAAAUAUACUACAAAUACAACAACACCCCAAAUCAAAACCUCGACUUGCAAAUCAUGCUCCAAGACACCGACCCGUCCCUCCAACUCGCGAUAUACUCCGCCCACAACAAAAUACCAACCCCUCUCGAAUACGACUCGGCGCAGCUGUGCUCGACCACCAAAUGCUCAAUCCACGCGCAAACUUCCAGCGCCGACUAUUGGACCUUCCUCGUCUUGUUCCCCACCCACCAAGACGACAACCCACCCAGCUGCAUCAAGUACUCGGUCGCGCUCGCCGCGUCCGUCACGUGUCCCAACAACUGCUCCCUCCACGGACUCUGCAACCAAGAUGGAACCUGUCACUGCGAACCCUACUACCAAAAGGAAGACUGCAGCCUCUUCUUAAUGCCCCUCUCCAACUCAACCACCAUCGACACACAACUCCAACCGUCCCGCUGGGCAUACUACUCGCUGUCCGUCAACAUGGACAACGCCAUCUCCUUCUCGGUCUUCAACAUCACCAACACCUCCGUCUUCACCGUCGUCCAACGCGAAACGCUUCCAACUUUCCAAUCGUACAUAGAACUCUCCAAUCAGCCCUCCAACCAAAGCAUCAUCAUCCUCUCCGACUCCCAGCCGCUCAACGGCACCUACUACUUCGGCACCUACAACUCCGGCAACUCUUCCACGUCCCUCACCAUCUCCGCCUCGUCCUACAAGCAGUGCCUCAGAAACUGCAGCGGCAAUGGCAAGUGCAUAGACGGCGUCUGCCAAUGCGACGAACGCUGGGUCAAAAACGACUGCAGCGCCUACAACAUGUUCCUCAACUUCAACUCCGGCGCAAGGGGCACCGUCCAGUUCAACAGCUGGAACUACUACACCGCGAACCUCCAAGAAUCGCUCACCUUCCGGGCAUACGUAACGGAAGACGAAAACUUACUCUACGGACUCAUAUGGGUCUUCGCCGCGAACGGGAGACUUCCCACCAUCGAAGACCACGACUACGCCGACCAAAGCUCCAGCAGCUCUCACAACCUACUCAUUCCCGCGUCACAGUCCGGCAAUUGGACCAUAGGCAUCACAAGGUCCCCCUCGUCAUUGCAGCCGCAGCUACGCCACACCAGCUACACCAUAUGGCUCGUCGCCGGCUGCAGCGCUCACUCCUCCUGCACCACUUGCGUUGCCGACGCUUCCUGCGGCUGGUGCCUCACCAACCUCUUCAACCACGAAGACGGCAUAUGCGUCUACGGAAACAGAGAAAAACCGUUCGACAGCCUCCUCUCCUGCCCAUUUUAUCAGUACUCCGUCUGCACCCAGGACUCCAAAAACCGCACCCAACUCGAAUACGAAAUCGGCAUCAUCCUCGGCCUCUCCAUCGUCCUACUGUUCUGCGCCUCCAUCUUCAUAACCCACAAACUGCGGUCAAACCGUAAGAAAAAAACAAUGCUACCUAUCCGCCUUCCCAACGAACCAAACUCCCAGGAACCAACCCCGUCGCCCACUCUCUUCAGCCGAAUCUUCUCUCUCUUCAGGUCGUCCAAAAAAGAAGGACGCAGACUACUCCACGUACACCCACCCGUGUACUCCACCCCUCAAGGACCGUCCUGA
Molecule: messenger RNA, 2220 nt
Organism: Schistocerca gregaria
Lineage: Eukaryota; Metazoa; Arthropoda; Insecta; Orthoptera; Acrididae
Exons: 2
Coding region: 1-2220 (739 amino acids)
Biological process (GO): anatomical structure development
Cellular component (GO): extracellular region; cell surface
Molecular function (GO): signaling receptor binding
Source: RefSeq, a predicted model, not a curated record